Molecule: messenger RNA, 1178 nt
Organism: Micropterus dolomieu (smallmouth bass)
Lineage: Eukaryota; Metazoa; Chordata; Actinopteri; Centrarchiformes; Centrarchidae
Product: homeobox protein Dlx4a-like
Exons: 3
Coding region: 184-951 (255 amino acids)
Biological process (GO): negative regulation of transcription by RNA polymerase II; embryo development; cell differentiation
Molecular function (GO): DNA-binding transcription factor activity, RNA polymerase II-specific; RNA polymerase II cis-regulatory region sequence-specific DNA binding
Source: RefSeq, a predicted model, not a curated record
GUGACACUGAUAGAAGGUAAAUUACAUUUUGAAAGACUGCUGCUGGUUUAUGGAAACUGAAACACUUCUCUGAAAGACGACUGCCUGUUUUAACAUUGAUGGUGGGUUGCCUUAUGAUGACCCCCGUCUGGAGGUCAUAGCUGACGCUUCUCACUUCCCACCUCAUCACUGCCCCUCACCCCAAUGAUGACUAUGAGCUCUAUAUCGGACACUUUAGUCCCGCCUGAUCCGUCCAAAUCGGCGUUUUUGGAGUUCGGCGGCCACGGUUACCCCGGACACCAGCAGUCCUCCCCCGGCCUGUCCCACAACCAUUACCCGGUUCACGGUCUGCACGCCGUCGGGCCCUCACAGCACGACGGGCCCUUCUCCUCCGGUGCGUCCUCGUACGGUCGCCCGCUGGGAUACCCGCCCUAUCACAGCCCCGUGAGCGCGCACCACCCCGGGGCCUACCUGCCCUAUCAGCACGGGGGUCACGGCGGCGCGCUGGGACACACCAGACUGGAGGAUGCGGAACACGAGAAGCCCACGGAGGUGAUACACAACGGGGAGGUGAGGCUGAACGGAAAGGGGAAGAAGAUCAGGAAGCCUCGGACCAUUUACUCCAGCCUGCAGCUCCAGGCGCUCAACCAGCGCUUCCAGCAAACCCAGUACCUCGCCUUGCCCGAGAGGGCCGACCUGGCGGCCAAACUGGGCCUGACGCAGACCCAGGUGAAAAUAUGGUUCCAAAACAAGCGAUCCAAAUACAAGAAGAUCAUGAAGAACGGGCCAUGCGGACCUGAGGGAGACCACCUCGCCCCCCCACCGCCAUCCUCCUCUUCUCCGUGUUCCCUUUGGGACAUUAGCAUGGCCGCCAAAGGCGCGCCGGUGCACUCUGGAGGAUACAUGAACAAUUUCGCUCACUGGUACCCCGGACACCAGCAGGACUCCAUGCCGAGGACUCAGAUGAUGUGACAGACAGGAGGACACAACACUUCCAGGACAAACUAUGGAUUUAUACCAGCAAGCUGACUGGAGGUGUUAGGGGCAUGGACAUUGUUAAGAGCUUGAGCCACUCUGGAGGCAAAAAUAAUAUAACUGGCAGAGAUUAAGUACAGUAGAUAUUGAGGCUAUGUGAUAAAAUAGGUCAUCAGGACUAUGAAGGUCAAGAACCAUAGAACCAUUGCAACAGCAUUAUAAAU